Molecule: messenger RNA, 821 nt
Organism: Melanaphis sacchari
Lineage: Eukaryota; Metazoa; Arthropoda; Insecta; Hemiptera; Aphididae
Exons: 5
Coding region: 134-724 (196 amino acids)
Source: RefSeq, a predicted model, not a curated record
AUAUCUAUGGUUAAGAUAUUAACCAUAGAUAUUUUUUUAUUUAGAUUGUGUUAGUACAUCUAAUUAAUUUUACCAGCAUCACAGGACAUUGACAAAUCAAUAGGUCUUGAAUUUUUUUUAUAGUCCAUUUAUAAUGAAUAAGUGUUCCAGAUUACUUGGCUGGCGUCGUUUAGCUAUAGGAGUAGCCUAUUGUCAAACAAAAGCCUCUAACCCUGAUAAAGUUGAACAACCAAUUGUCAUAGAAUUAAAUCAAAUAGCUGAAGAACUGACCCACAAAUAUUUGUUACAACAAACAUGUACUAUAUCAGUAAACAGUUCUUGUCAAAUGAUUACAAUAGCACUAGUUGCACUCAAUGAAGCAUCACAAAAAUAUAAAAAUGAACUAAUUAAAAGUAUGGACUUAAUGGAACACAAUGAUUUGUUCGAUGAUAAAUCAGAAGAUGAUUUUAUGGAGUCUCGAUAUGAUAUUACAAAUGCAAAAUCGUUUUAUUUGGAUUCUGUUAGUGCUAUGGACUGUGCGUUACAGUUAGGAAGGUCAAAUACGCUUAUGUCUUAUACUGUAGAAGCAAAUACUGUAUUAAAUAGUAUGUCUGAAAAACUUUACUCCGCUGAAAGAGAGUUUCAGUCUUGUAUUGAAGAGAUAAGAAAAUUAGAAGAAAAAUUCACAAAAUUAUUGGCAGACUAUGUAAAAACAUCUAAAAACGAAGAAAGUUUAGUAAAAUAGUAUGAAACAUAAAAUAGUUUAUUUAUUAUUAACAAUUCAAGUGUAAAACAUUUAGUCAAUUCUCCAUUAUUCCUGCAAACUAUUACUGUUGGAAGAU